CUAAAUAAGUGUAGAUCACUUGCUUCGAUUUAAUAAUGCUUGUUUUAACUUUUUUGUGCUAUUAGAUAAAAUUAAAUAAUAAUGGAUGAUGAGUUUGAUGAAGCUGAUACCAAAACUAGGAGACUUCCAAAGGUUGCUAAGGUGAAGAACAAAGCUCCUGCACCAGUUCAAAUUACAGCAGAGCAACUUCUUCGUGAAGCUAAAGAAAGACAACUAGAAAUAGUUCCACCACCUCCAAAGCAAAAAAUUUCUGAUCCAGAUGAACUCCAAGAUUAUCGGUUAAGAAAAAGAAAGUUUUUUGAGGAUAACAUCCGCAAAAACAGAACUACUGUUGGUAAUUGGUUAAAGUAUGCAGCAUGGGAAGAAACCCAGAAAGAAAUUCAAAGAGCAAGGUCUAUAUAUGAGAGAGCUUUGGAAAUCAACCACAGAAAUGUCACUCUUUGGUUGAAAUAUGCAGAGAUGGAGAUGAAACACAGGCAAAUAAAUCAUGCAAGAAACAUUUGGGAUAGAGCUGUGACAAUAUUGCCAAGAGUGAAUCAGUUCUGGUAUAAAUAUACCUACAUGGAGGAAAUGUUGGGAAAUAUUCCUAACACGCGCCAAGUGUUUGAAAGGUGGAUGGAAUGGGAGCCUGAAGAACAAGCAUGGUUAUCAUAUAUUAAGAUGGAAUUGAGGUAUAAAGAGGUAAACCGAGCACGUGCAGUGUAUGAAAUGUUUGUUAUGUGUCAUUCAAAUGUUAAGAAUUGGAUAAGAUUUGCAAGAUUUGAGGAAAGUCAAGGCAACAUUUCCAAUGCUCGGAUUGUUUAUGAGCGUGCUGUUGAAUUUUAUGGCGAUGAUAACCUAAAUGAGCAAUUAUUCAUUGCUUUCGCAAGGUUUGAAGAAAAUCAGCGCGAGUUUGAAAGAGUUCGAACUAUUUAUAAGUAUGCUUUGGAUAAGAUUUCUAAAAAUGAAGCUCAGGAGUUAUUCAAAAAUUAUACAACAUUUGAAAAGAGGUUUGGUGACCGAAGUGGUAUCGAAGAUGUUAUUGUGAGCAAAAGAAAGUUUCAAUAUGAAGAGGAAGUAAAGUUAAAUCCUACAAAUUAUGAUGCAUGGUUUGAUUAUAUCAGACUGGUUGAAAGUGAUGGUGACCAAGAAACUAUAAGAGAAGUUUAUGAGCGUGCAAUCGCAAAUAUACCUCCUGUUCAGGAAAAGAAACAUUGGAGGCGUUACAUAUAUUUAUGGAUUAUGUAUGCCUUGUUUGAGGAGCUUACUGCUAAAGAUAUGGAUCGCACUAAACUUGUAUACAAAGCUGCUUUAGAAGUUGUACCACAUAAAAAGUUUACAUUUGCUAAAAUAUGGUUGUUAUAUGCCUACUUUGAAGUUCGUCAAAAGAAUCUUAAAGCUGCAAGACUAGCAUUGGGAACAAGUAUUGGCAAAUGUCCAAAGAAUAAACUGUUUCGUGAGUACAUCAGUCUUGAACUUCAGUUGCGUGAGUUUGACCGUUGUCGAAAAUUGUACGAGAAGUUUUUAGAAUUUAAUCCUUCCAACUGCACAACAUGGAUUAAAUAUGCGGAAAUGGAAACUAUACUUGGAGACAUUGAUCGCGCUCGAGCUAUUUAUGAGCUAGCAAUCUGUCAGUCACUUUUAGAUAUGCCUGAGGUGCUAUGGAAAGCUUACAUAGAUUUUGAAAUUGCUCAGCAAGAAUAUGACAAUACUCGGCAACUUUUUGAAAGGCUAUUGAAACGAACCAAUCAUAUGAAGGUUUGGAUCAGCUAUGCGCGAUUUGAAUCAACUACUGGUGAAGAUGCAGCCAUUGAACAAGCAAGAAGUAUUUUUAAGCGCGGUGAUAAAGCAUUAAAAGCAGAUAAUCUUAAAGAAGAACGAAUGAUGUUGCUUGAGGCGUGGAAAACUUUUGAAUAUGAACACGGAACCAGUGCGUCGCAGAUGGCCAUAGACAAACAGAUGCCGCGAAAAGUUAAAAAAAGAAGAAAAGUUCAAACAGACGAUAUGUCGGACGCUGGAUGGGAAGAAUAUUACGAUUACAUUUUCCCAGACAAUGACGCUGAUCAACCUAAUUUCAAAUUGCUACAAAUGGCAAAAAUGUGGAAAAACGAAAAUAUAUCUUCAGAUAGUGAGAGUGAAGAAAAAGAAGAUUUUCUACCUUUACCACUGAUGAAUAUAGAUAAAGAUCAUAGUUUUAGUGAUGAAAGUGAUUCGGAAUAAAAAAAAAUUUUGCUUUGGUACCCGAAACAUGACAACGCAAACAUUUUACCCAAAGUGUGAUGUCUGGUGAGCAAGUCCGCUUUUGCGGAAAAAAAACUAGUUUGUGGUUUGCAUCUGUGGUAUAUCUUGCUUAUUAAAAAUAAUUCAAAAAUUGUUUAAUAUUAACUCGGCUGACAUUCUUUUAUGAUAAUCGCUAGGCUGACGCUCUCGCGUGGAAUAAGAUAAAUAAUGAUCUUCCAUCAGAUAAUAAAAAUAAUUACAAAUAAUAUUGUAUGAUUUUUUAAAUAUUGAUAGUAUUAUAUUA
This is a messenger RNA of Hydra vulgaris (swiftwater hydra), 2503 nucleotides long. RefSeq names its product crooked neck-like protein 1. The record is from RefSeq and is a predicted model, not a curated record. NCBI's taxonomy places the organism in Eukaryota, Metazoa, Cnidaria, Hydrozoa, Anthoathecata, Hydridae. Gene Ontology annotation, biological process: mRNA splicing, via spliceosome; spliceosomal complex assembly. Gene Ontology annotation, molecular function: protein binding. Gene Ontology annotation, cellular component: precatalytic spliceosome; post-mRNA release spliceosomal complex; U2-type catalytic step 2 spliceosome.